CCUCCUCCAUCACUCUCCCUUCCUCUUCCUCUCUCUGUCAGUGCGUACCCGCUGUGCGUCAAAAGGAGCUCGGUGCGUAACGGGACCUUCGUGCGUAACUGGAGACAGACUCCUCUCCAUUUUGCGCUCAGGGUUCUGGGGACCACUCGCUGGGUCUCGGCGGUUAUUCCUCUCUCUCUCUCUGUCCACGCGGCUGUGCGUCAGAGCUGASAUGACUACAGAGACCCCUCAGCAGCAGCUGGACCCUCCGCUCAGAUCCAGCCCGGGGUCCGGAGUCCUGCACCCCGCCAUGCUCAGCUCGCAGGCCGCCGCGGAGAGCUCGUCCGCGGGCGUCAAAGGGAAGAAGGCGAGCUCGGGUCUGAGGCGGCCGGAGAAGCCCCCCUACUCCUACAUCGCCCUCAUCGUCAUGGCCAUCCAGAGCUCCCCGACCAAGAGGCUGACCCUCAGCGAGAUCUACCAGUUCCUGCAGGCCCGCUUCCCGUUCUUCAGGGGCUCCUAUCAGGGCUGGAAGAACUCGGUCCGGCACAACCUCUCGCUCAACGAGUGCUUCAUCAAGCUGCCCAAAGGCCUGGGCCGGCCCGGGAAGGGCCACUACUGGACCAUCGACCCGGGCAGCGAGUUCAUGUUCGAGGAGGGCUCGUUCCGGCGCAGACCCCGCGGCUUCAGGAGGAAGUGCCAGGCCCUGAAGCCCAUGUACCGGAUGAUGAACGGGAUCGGCUUCGGGACCUCCAUCCUCCCGCAGAGCUUCGACUUCCAGCCCCCCUCCAGCCUGGCCUGUCACGGGAACAGCUACAACCUGGACAUGAUGAGCAGCUCCAUGGCGGCGGGGUACGACCACCACGUCCCCCACAUGUCCCCGAGCCCCGGCUCCACCUACAUGGCGAGCUGUCCGGUGCCGCCGAGCGGAGACUACGGGCCGGACAGCAGCAGCAGCCCGGUCCCGUCCUCCCCCGCCAUGGCCAGCGCGCUGGACGGACACUCCCCGUACGCGGGCACGUCCGCGCACUGGGCGUCCUCCGGCGGGCCCCCCUACAUCAAACAGCAGCCUCUGGCCUCCAGCAGCCCGGCGGCCUCCGGCCUGCACUCCGGUGUGUCCCACUACUCCCUGGAGCAGAGUUACCUCCAUCAGAACGGCAGGGACCACUCCGACAUCUCAG
Austrofundulus limnaeus is the source of this 1157-nucleotide messenger RNA. RefSeq names its product forkhead box protein F2. Gene Ontology annotation, cellular component: nucleus. Gene Ontology annotation, biological process: regulation of transcription by RNA polymerase II; animal organ morphogenesis. Gene Ontology annotation, molecular function: DNA-binding transcription factor activity, RNA polymerase II-specific; RNA polymerase II cis-regulatory region sequence-specific DNA binding. The record is from RefSeq and is a predicted model, not a curated record. NCBI's taxonomy places the organism in Eukaryota, Metazoa, Chordata, Actinopteri, Cyprinodontiformes, Rivulidae.